Tribolium madens (black flour beetle) is the source of this 936-nucleotide messenger RNA. It is a transcript of the gene RpS3A, whose product is annotated as 40S ribosomal protein S3a. The transcript has 4 exons. Gene Ontology annotation, biological process: translation. Gene Ontology annotation, molecular function: structural constituent of ribosome. Gene Ontology annotation, cellular component: cytosol; ribosome. The record is from RefSeq and is a predicted model, not a curated record. Lineage: Eukaryota; Metazoa; Arthropoda; Insecta; Coleoptera; Tenebrionidae. The coding region runs from base 82 to 885 and encodes 267 amino acids.
GAAAUUUAGUGAUUUUCGUGUCGCAAGUGUGGUGAUUUCUCGCUGUCAAUUGUCAAAUCUCUUCUCGUGUGUCAGUCCAAGAUGGCAGUAGGAAAAAAUAAGGGCCUUUCAAAAGGGGGCAAAAAGGGUGUCAAGAAGAAGAUUGUGGACCCUUUCACCCGCAAAGACUGGUACGAUGUGAAAGCCCCGUCGAUGUUUGCCACCAGACAAGUGGGCAAAACACUUGUGAAUCGUACACAAGGGACAAAAAUCGCGUCGGAGGGCCUCAAGGGCCGAGUCUUUGAAGUGUCUUUGGCCGAUUUGCAGAACGAUAAUGACGCUGAGCGCUCCUUCAGGAAGUUCAGACUUAUUGCGGAGGACGUGCAAGGUCGCAACGUCUUGACCAAUUUCCAUGGAAUGGACUUGACCACUGAUAAAUUGCGUUCAAUGGUUAAGAAAUGGCAAACUUUGAUUGAGGCUUCAGCUGAUGUCAAAACCACCGAUGGAUAUUUGUUGAGAGUUUUUUGCAUCGGGUUCACCAAUAAGGACCAAUUGUCGCAACGAAAAACUUGUURCGCCCAACAUACGCAGGUUCGUGGCAUUCGCAAGAAGAUGGUGGAAAUYAUCACCCGGGACAUCACCGGAAGUGACCUCAAGGAAGUCGUCAAUAAACUACUUCCGGAUUCCAUCGCCAAGGAUAUUGAAAAGGCCUGUCAAGGGAUUUACCCCCUUCAUGACGUGUACAUUCGUAAAGUGAAAGUUUUGAAAAAGCCCCGUUUCGAGCUCUCAAAACUCCUAGAAUUGCAUGGAGAUGGGGGUAAGGGAGGCUCAGGCGAACCGGGAGAAGCCGGUGCUAAAGUAGACAGACCUGAGGGCUAUGAACCACCAGUCCAAGAGUCUGUUUAAUUUAAUUGUUUAUAAGAAAAACUUAAAAAAUCAUAAACGUUUUAUUACGUA